AUGAGGAGGCUACCUGGGCCCUUGUUGGCGACAUCACCCUUCACACCGCGGCCACCGACCGUGCCUCGGACCGCACCAUGGCCGGCGCAGUUGCGACCACAGGCUGCCUCUCUAUCGACAACGGCAGCGCGAGCAGAGUCUUCCCGCGAGAAACCACGAGCGCAGCCUUUUCGCUUCGAGACCGGAGUCUCGCUCUUUGCGAAACGAGCCCCGCGGCCUUUCCCGCCGCCCUUUCUUUCCCCGCCGUCCGGCUCCUUCUCCGAUCCGCUCAGCACCCAUCACCGAAGCCGCGACCGCCGUGCCAGAGUUAACGGAGAGAUCAUCCUCGGGCAGACGAAUGGAGAUGACGCGGUGUUCGCCAGUGACAACUUCAUCUGCGCCAACGACGGCGUUGGCGCUUGGUCGACACGCCCAAGGGGGCAUGCUGGUCUCUGGUCGCGCUUGAUCCUUCAUUUCUGGGCUACGGCUAUGAAGCAAGAUGUCGCAAAUCCACGAUCCCAAGAAGUCUACAAACCCGAUCCGAUAGCGUACCUCCAGAUGGCAUACGAGCAAACCCUGAAAGCGACAUCGGACCCCGAUUGGCAAGGCACGACAACGGCAAGCGGAGCGCAGUUGCACUACAAGACCGUCGACGAUAGCGAAGACGUCCCUCAAGUCUAUGUGACCAACCUCGGCGACUCCCAGAUUAUGAUUUUACGGCCCAAGCAUAAGAAGGUUAUCUACAAAACCAAGGAGCAGUGGCACUGGUUCGAUUGCCCGCGUCAGCUUGGUACCAACAGCCCCGAUACACCGGAGAAGAAUGCGGUUAUGGAUGUGGUGGACAUCCAGGUUGGGGAUGUAGUUAUUGCCAUGUCAGACGGCGUUAUUGACAAUCUGUGGGAACAUGAGAUUGUCAGCAGUAUUCAGAACAGCAUACAACGUUGGGAGGAUGGAGAGGGAGUGACAGAUAAGCUCGAGGGCGACCGGACAGGCGGCGCAAACGGAGGCAUGAAGCUCGCUGCCGAGGAGCUAGUGGCUGCCGCUAAGAAGAUUGCAACCGAUCCCUUUGCGGAAAGUCCAUUUAUGGAGCAUGCUAUUGAAGAGGGCCUGGCGAGUGAGGGAGGCAAGCUUGACGACAUCAGCGUUGUCGCCGCUCUCGUAAGGAAGCAGGAUACAUGA
This is a messenger RNA of Colletotrichum graminicola M1.001, 1158 nucleotides long. RefSeq lists its product as uncharacterized. The coding region runs from base 1 to 1158 and encodes 385 amino acids. Lineage: Eukaryota; Fungi; Ascomycota; Sordariomycetes; Glomerellales; Glomerellaceae. The record is from RefSeq and is a predicted model, not a curated record. The transcript has 3 exons.